UAGAGCACAACUGCGAUCUUUCGGAACAAGAUUGUUAGUAAAGCGACGAAACAGACAAAUCAGUUAGUUGGUGGUUGUAUGACAAGGAUUUGAAGUUACAGUUCGUUUAAAUUUAAAUUACAAAUCUAAAAAAAAAGUUAUUAAAAAUAAUUUGGCCUCCAACUUAUUUACGGUUUUUCUACUUUAUUAAUAAUUGUAUAAAUAUUUUUAGUGUUUAGAGUAACUAAUACUUGAGAAAAAAGUGAAAUAAAAUAACACAAGAAAGAAAAAGUUGGAAAUUUAUUUUUUGUUUAAGUGGAAAUUCAUUCAAAUGUAAAGUAUUUAAAGCCGCGCGUUUCUUUAAAGUGCAAGUUGGCGUGUUUUAAAAGAAAAUCCAACAAUAUUGAAUAAAACAAAUUCGUUAAAAAGGCAAAAUAAAUAAAUAAACAAACAAAUAAAGUGUUGUUUUUAUAGCAAAAAAAUUGACUUCAACUUUGUUCACUAAAGGCAAAUUAAAAUUUAAUUAAAAAGAAAUAAACAAAAUAUUUAAAAAAAACCGCUCCUAAAUUGUGUUAACAAUCUUCUGCGCAGAAAAUAAAUUCAAUAAAGCUAUAAAUUGAGCAAAUUGAAAUUCCCCAAAAAAACCAUGUCAAAGUUAAGUAAAACAUCCGCUUCCUUGGUGAAACGUACCUCUUUUUCGGCAGCUGUAACACCAUCAAUUAUUUCACAUCAUAUCACACAACAACAGCACGGAUCACAUGAAAAGGAAGUCAAUAAAUCUCGUGCCAAACAAAGUCAAAACAAUUUGAAAUCGAACAAUGCCGAUAAUAUACGUUCCUAUAAUGAAGUACCUGGUCCCUGGGGCAUGCCAUUUAUUGGCAAUUCUUGGCGUUUUGCACCGGUUAUAGGUCAUUACAAAAUCAGUGAACUGGAUAAAGUAAUGAAAGAGCUGCACAUAAACUAUGGUAAAAUUGCCAAAGUUGGCGGCUUAAUUGGUCAUCCAGAUUUGCUGUUUAUAUUCGAUGGCGAUGAGAUACGAAAUAUAUUCAAAAAAGAAGAAACUAUGCCGCACAGACCUUCAAUGCCUUCUUUGAAAAAUUAUAAAGGAAAAUUACGAAAGGAUUUCUUUGGUGAUACGGCGGGAUUGAUUGGUGUACAUGGCAAAAAUUGGGAGCUAUUUCGCCAGGAAGUACAACAGAUAUUAUUACAGCCACAGACGGCUAGAAAGUAUAUACCACCUUUAAAUGAAAUUGCCACAGAAUUUAUGCAAAGGAUACAUGAAAUGCGCGAUGAAAAUGAUGAAUUGCCCGAUAACUUUUUACAUGAACUUUACAAAUGGGCUUUGGAAUCUGUGGGUAGAGUUUCUUUGGACACUAGAUUGGGUUGCUUGGACCCCGAGGGCAAUGAAGAGUCACAAAAGAUUAUAAAUUGCAUAAAUACCUUCUUUUGGGCAGUACCUGAAUUGGAAUUGAGAAUGCCUUUAUGGAGAUUCUAUCCCACAAAGGCUUAUAGAAGUUUUAACAAAGCCUUGGAUGAUUUUACAGAAAUUUGUAUGAAAAAUAUAAGCCGCACCAUGGAUGCAGCUGAUAAUUGUACUGUUAAUAAAGCGGAAGGGGAUAUAAGUAUUGUGGAAAGAAUUGUCCGUAAAACGGGCAAUCGCAAAUUGGCAGCCAUAUUGGCAUUGGAUUUAUUCUUAGUGGGUGUAGAUACGACUUCAGUGGCUGCAUCUUCUACCAUCUAUCAAUUGGCUAAAAAUCCUGAGAAACAGCAAAAACUAUUUGAAGAAUUACAGCGUGUUUUUCCAACACGUGAAGCGGAAAUUAAUCAAAAUGCCCUUGAACAAAUACCAUAUUUGAGGGCUUGUAUUAAGGAAACUUUAAGAAUGUAUCCGGUGGUUAUAGCCAAUGGUCGUAGUUUACAAUCCGAUGCUGUAAUCAAUGGUUAUCACAUACCAAAAGGUACCCACGUAAUUUUUCCACAUCUAGUGGUCUCAAAUGAUACAACAUAUUUCCCAGAACCAAAACGAUUUUCACCCGAACGAUGGCUUAAACAAAAUGAUGUUUCCCAAACCGAUAGAACAUCAUCAGUCUGUCCACAUGCUGGUCACAAAAUACAUCCCUUUGUCAGUUUACCAUUUGGCUUUGGGCGUCGUAUGUGUGUUGGACGACGUUUUGCGGAAAUUGAAUUACACACCCUAUUGGCCAAGAUAUUUCGUAAAUAUAGAGUGGAAUACAAUCAUGGUGAAUUGGUUUAUAAAGUCAAUUCAACCUACAUACCAGAGUCACCGUUAAAUUUUAAAUUAACUUUAAGGGAGAGCUGAAAUAUUUAAAUUGCUAUCGAUGAUGAUGAAUUCAAAAUGCUGGAAUCCAGUUGUAUAUACAGAUAGUUAUAUAUAUUUUAUUUAAAUAGAAUUUAAGUUUAUAGCACAUAAAUAA
Calliphora vicina (urban bluebottle blowfly) is the source of this 2414-nucleotide messenger RNA. RefSeq names its product probable cytochrome P450 49a1 (gene Cyp49a1). The transcript is spliced from 14 exons. Lineage: Eukaryota; Metazoa; Arthropoda; Insecta; Diptera; Calliphoridae. The record is from RefSeq and is a predicted model, not a curated record. Bases 626 to 2299 code for a protein of 557 amino acids. Gene Ontology annotation, molecular function: monooxygenase activity; oxidoreductase activity, acting on paired donors, with incorporation or reduction of molecular oxygen; iron ion binding.